AUGAAGGCCGUUCAAAUUCUUGGAGAUGUCACGCAUCCGUCAGUCAACAUCAGCUAUUCCAUGAAAAAGCCUAUGCCAUCCAAUGCUGAGAUCUUAGUCCAAGUCCACGCAGCUGGCGUUACUGGGGACGAGCUCGUCUGGCCCGAGGUGUACCAAACACCUUCACGCAUCCCAGGCCAUGACAUAUCCGGCACAAUCGCAGCCCUCGGCCCUGACUAUUCUGGCCCACUUGUACUUGGACAGGAGGUCUUCUGUCUCAUAUCCGCAGAUCGAGGCGAAGGCCAGGCUGACUUCGCCAUUUGUUCCGCUAAUGAAGUUGCACCCAAACCAGCCAAACUCUCACACGCGGAAGCUGCAGCGCUGCCGAUUCCUAUGCUUACUGCAUGGGAGGGAAUUGUGGAUCAUGAUAAUCUGACGCCUGGGUCUAGGGUCCUUGUGACUGGUGCUUCAGGCGCAGUUGGACAGCAGAUUGUACAACUUGUCAAGAACCUCACUGGUGCAUAUGUUAUUGCAUUGGCUUCGAGUAGAAAUCACGAGCUGCUCAGAUCUCUCGGUGCUGAUGAGAAUGUUGAUUAUACAGUGUCUAACUGGGAAACAACAAUCCAGAGCGUCGAAUUUGUGUUUGAUACGGUAGGAGGGGACGUUCUGAGCAAAACAUGGGACCUGGUCAAGAGCCAUGGCACCAUAGUUACGGUUGGAGAUCCCGCACCUGCAUGGGCCUUCGGGAAGGAAACUGCCCCGGAAGCGCUGAAGCAUCCAGGAGUUAAACAUUUGCACUUUAUUGUCUCACCAAAUGCGGAACGGCUGGGCGAGGGGUCGAGGAUGAUUGAUGCGGGCUUGAUAAAACCACUGCAGGUGAAGGUAUUUCCGUUUGAGAAGGCGGUAGAAGCUUGGGAAUAUGCUCGGCAGAGGGGGAGGGGUGAGAAGGUUGUCAUUGAGUUUUAG
This is a messenger RNA of Fusarium sp. VM40, 945 nucleotides long. The record is from the annotation of a GenBank genome assembly. NCBI's taxonomy places the organism in Eukaryota, Fungi, Ascomycota, Sordariomycetes, Hypocreales, Nectriaceae.